Messenger RNA from Candida albicans SC5314, 789 nucleotides. RefSeq lists its product as uncharacterized. Lineage: Eukaryota; Fungi; Ascomycota; Pichiomycetes; Serinales; Debaryomycetaceae. The transcript has a single exon. Bases 1 to 789 code for a protein of 262 amino acids. The record is from RefSeq and is a predicted model, not a curated record. Gene Ontology annotation, molecular function: iron-sulfur cluster binding; iron ion binding. Gene Ontology annotation, biological process: iron-sulfur cluster assembly. Gene Ontology annotation, cellular component: mitochondrion.
AUGUUCACAUUUACUAGAAAUAUUCCACGAUCUUUACUUCAUUAUACACCAAUAACCAAGAGAACCCCUUUGAUAACCACCACCAUAAGAAAUCUAUUCAUUCAAACUUCAGAAACUCCUAAUGAACAAGCAUUAAAGUUUUUACCACUGAUAAAAAUUUUACAAGAUAAUCAAACCAAAGAGUUUUUAAGUGGUCGAGAAGCUGCAUCAUCUCCAUUAGCACUUAAAUUAUUCAGUAUUGAUGGGAUAAGAUCAGUUAUGUUUGGAAGUGAUUUCAUCACUAUUGAAAAGUCAAAUAAUUUUGAUUGGUCACUUUUAAAACCGGAAAUUUUUUCCAUAUUAACAGAAUAUUUAACUAAUGGUACCCCUAUACUAUUAGAAGAUAAUGUUGAUGAGUAUGGGAAUUCAUUAUUAACUAAUGAUAUGGCGAUAAAUGAAGAUGAUGAUGAAGUUGUAUCAAUGAUCAAAGAAUUGAUUUUCACGAGAAUCAGACCAGCAAUUCAAGAUGAUGGUGGUGAUAUUGAAUUUGUCAAUUUUAAUGAGGAAGAUGGUACAGUAUAUUUAAGAUUGAAAGGGGCUUGUCGUAGUUGUGAUUCCAGUUCUGUGACAUUAAAGAAUGGAAUUGAAAGUAUGUUAAAACAUUACAUUGAAGAAGUUAAUCUGGUGGAACCUAUUGAAGAAGAACAACAACAAGAAGAGAUUAAUGUUGAAUCAUCAACUAUUAAACCAAUAAAUAGAGAUGAACCAUCAUCUUCCGUUUCUUCGUCGUCGUCACCACCAUCAUUGUAA